AUGACUCAAGUACAGGAAGAACAAAUAGAAAUGAAUCAAUCGUAUGAUGAUAGUGAUUUAAAAAACGAAGAAAUUGUACCAAAUUGGAAUGAUAACUCUAUACCAGUAGUGGAUAAGGGAUUGAGCGAACAACAUUCGGAAAUAUCUUACGAGCAACAGCAGCAUGGGAUCUUGGGAACUACUGUAUCAUCAGUAUUAUCUUCACUACCAACCGGAAAUAUGACAAUAAUAUCAGAUAAUGUUGAUGAUGAAAGUGAUGAAUUUUAUGAUGCAAGCUCUGAUUUUAAUGAUGUACCGCUUGCAUCUACUACUGGCAGCACACUCUUCGAUACUGCUAAUAUCAUAUCAUCUACGAUCGCAUCACAAAACGAUUCACGCGAUAAAGUAAUUUUGAAUGGAUCAUUACUUGAGGCAGUAAGUGAAUGCAUCGAACCAUCUGCAGAUUCCAUCGCAAAGAGCGUUAGUUUACCAGGCUCAAAUGGUUCACGUUAUGAAGCACGACAAAUUCGACAAAUUAAUACCGCGCGUGUUCGGCCGAUGAUUCCACAAAAUGUGCUUUACAACAUCUUUUUUUUUCAAAUUUCACAACGAUCAUCAUUACUGGAUAAAUCAAAAUCACCAUAUGGAUUAGCGAAAUCUCACUCACCGUCUACACAACCGGAUCUGAAAGAUAUUAAAAGUAUUGUCGAACGACAGGAAGCAGAAUUGCGGCAAGAACUAAACAGACUGAAAUCUAGUGUUCAAGGUGAGAUUGCAAGCAAAACUCUUCCUUCAGGCACUCGUAAAUCUGAGGUGCAUUCUGCAAGGUCAGGAAUGACACCAUUAACAUCAUCAAGAUCUAUUGAAUUUAAUCCAAAUGGUGCAAAACUAUCAAUCGUUGCUGGUCCUUCUCCUAUUUUUCAUGCUUCUCGAUUACCGACCCCAGUUCGGAAGAGUCUUGGACGCAGUUUGAUCCCAACACCACGUGCUUCUGUGCUUUCGAGAUCAGCUAUUCGUGCCCUAGCCGGUGGUAGUACGCCAUCAUUAGUAUUGUCCUCGCAACAUAUAUACGAUGAUACACGUUCCGAAUGUGGUGGCAUAUCACAUAAUGAACAACAAUGGGCUGACGAAUGCUUCUGA
This is a messenger RNA of Cercopithifilaria johnstoni, 1119 nucleotides long. The record is from the annotation of a GenBank genome assembly. NCBI's taxonomy places the organism in Eukaryota, Metazoa, Nematoda, Chromadorea, Rhabditida, Onchocercidae.